AUGGGGUUCUGGGACGAGGAGUUUGCACAUGACCGGGUGGAUAUCGUGGCAAAGCUCGGGAUGAACUUCCUCAUCAUCUGCGUUUGUUUCAUUCUUGUCUUGGCGGUGUAUUGGGGGUCAUUUUACGGGAAGCCGCUGCGGUACAAGAACUUGGAGUUUCUCGUAGCGAUAGACGAGACAGAGAUCCUGGGGGUGGCUCCGCUAUUAAGCCAGACGAUCCAAUUGGUGAUUAAUUCUGCUGCGGGGAGGGAAUAUGGAGACUGGCAGGUGAUGAACAGCACUGUGCUUCGGAGCUUCGCCGAUGCCCACAACAACACCGUCCGGGAGGAAGUCGACCGAUUGAUUCACCACCAAAAGUACUGGGGUGCUAUCUAUGUCCAUGCAAAUGCCACAUAUGACUACGCUACAGCCUUCAGAACAAGUAACACCUCCUUCACCCCCGUGAACACGUUAGUCGAGUUUGUAUACGAAAGCGCGCGUGACAUCUCCAUAAGCUCCUAUUUGAAGCCCAUCUUUAGCGAGAUCGAUGCCAUCUACCAGGCUGAGUUGUACCGCAGCUUCUUCCCUGCCUUUUUUGAAGUUGUGGGACAAAAACAGCUCCAGAGCUUGCUUCUGGACCCGGCCUUGCUCACUGCCGUUCCAGCGGUCAACUAUAGAGAUAACAUUCCGAUCCCCGACUAUAUCUUUAUGGCACCCCUUCAGAUCGGAUUGGUGUACAUGAUUGUGUUUUCGUUUUUCCAGUUCUUGAACUUUGUUAAGCUUCACACCUGGGUUUCAACCCGCGUGUUUGGCAUACGGUAUAUUAUCUACCGUAUGACCAUUUCGCACGGUUCCUACGUUGUUGUUGCGUUAGCCUACGCCGUGCUCAACGUGGCCUUCCAGAUCGACUACAAACAGACAUUUGGCAAGUCUGGGUUCUUGGUGCUCUGGGCGUUUGCCUAUUUGAUGAUGGCUAGUCUUGGGGGUUUGAACGAACUAGUGUUCCUCUACAUUCUUACAUUUUUCCCGCCGCUUAUCGGUUUCUGGUUGUUGGCCACCAUUGCCAUCAACUUGGCCCCAACGUUAAACCCGAUUCCUUUGUGCAGCCGUUUCUAUCAGUACGGCUACGCUGUUCCAGUCUGGAACGCCCACCAGAUCAUGGGUGUCUUGUUCUUUAACACCUGGAAGGGUAAGUUGGGCAGAGAAAUUGGUGUUUUGUUGGCCUGGACUGUGAUUACAACGGCAGCAGUUCCUUUCGCCAUGAUACACACCUCUAAGAUUAGGGCCAGACAGGAGGCGCGUGCCAAGGAACGCGCCGCCGAAGAAGCUAUCAGUGUGAAGUAG
Molecule: messenger RNA, 1323 nt
Organism: Babjeviella inositovora NRRL Y-12698
Lineage: Eukaryota; Fungi; Ascomycota; Pichiomycetes; Serinales
Product: SNG1 family protein
Exons: 1
Coding region: 1-1323 (440 amino acids)
Cellular component (GO): membrane
Source: RefSeq, a predicted model, not a curated record